Penicillium chermesinum is the source of this 672-nucleotide messenger RNA. RefSeq lists its product as uncharacterized. NCBI's taxonomy places the organism in Eukaryota, Fungi, Ascomycota, Eurotiomycetes, Eurotiales, Aspergillaceae. The record is from RefSeq and is a predicted model, not a curated record. The transcript is spliced from 3 exons. Bases 1 to 672 code for a protein of 223 amino acids.
AUGGCUGCCCCCGCAGAUGCCACGAUCAAAAACCUCAAUGGAAAAUGGGUGAUGGACUCAACUCUGUCCGAUCCCAGUGACAGCAUCCUUGCUCUGCAAGGCAUGAGCUGGUUCCUCCGGAAAGCUCUCCCUUACGCCACCGUAACGCUCUACGUCAAGGAAUACCCUGACUCCUCAGACCCCAAGGUGUACCACAUCGAUGUCGACCAGGUCAUCACCGGCGGUAUCACGGGCACCAAGGAAGCGCGCACCCUGGACUGGCAAGAGCGCGAUCACAAGGACGCCAUCUUCGGCACCGUAAAGGGCCGCUCUCGCUUCCUGCGUGCCCGCAAGGAGGACGGCGUGGCCCGACCGGCCGUCGAGUUCUGCACCAAGGCUGGCGGUGAGGAAGAUGCGCGGCUGCAGAAGUUCCUGCGCGGCGAGACGCUGAUUGAUGGAUCGGCGAGCCAGGGGUUCGAAAUCGAUGCUGUCGGUGAUGAGUUCGGGGAGGGUGAGGGCUUGUUCUUGCAGAACUUUGUGGAUAAUGAGGAGAGUAAGUGGACCGCGGAGCAGAUCUGGGGGUUUGAGAUUAUUAACGGGGAGCGACGCCAUACGCGCCGUGUGGCGGUUACGAAGAAUGGCAAGGUGGAGAUUGCUCGUUUAGUCUACUCUUAUGAGGGACCUGUUGAGUAG